Messenger RNA from Neltuma alba, 1952 nucleotides. RefSeq names its product L-ascorbate oxidase homolog. Bases 102 to 1730 code for a protein of 542 amino acids. Gene Ontology annotation, molecular function: copper ion binding; oxidoreductase activity. Lineage: Eukaryota; Viridiplantae; Streptophyta; Magnoliopsida; Fabales; Fabaceae. The record is from RefSeq and is a predicted model, not a curated record. The transcript has 8 exons.
AUUAUGUUUCCCACUAAUGUAAAGUCCUCCCCCUCCAUUUUGAGCUCCUUCCUUCUUCCUCAUCCUUCGCAGAUCUACCAUUCCCCAUUAUUAUACCCAACAUGAGAGACUGCAUUGCCCUUUCUUCUUUCUUUGUUUUACUUCUUUUUCUGCUUCAUGGAGCCAAAUGUGAAGACCCCUAUAGGUUCUUCACCUGGAAAGUCACCUAUGGUGAUAUUUACCCUCUUGGCGUUAAGCAACAGGGGAUCUUGAUCAAUGGCCAAUUUCCCGGGCCUCAUAUUGAUGCUGUUACUAAUGAUAACUUGGUUAUUAGCGUGUUCAACUACCUUAGAGAGCCACUUCUCAUUUCUUGGAAUGGGUUACAGCACAGGAGGAACUCGUGGCAAGAUGGAGUGUUUGGAACAAACUGCCCUAUCUUGCCUGGGCGGAACUUCACAUACAAUCUGCAGGUUAAAGACCAGAUUGGAAGCUAUUUCUACUUCCCAUCUCUUGGAAUGCAGAAAGCUGCAGGUGCAUUUGGCUCUAUCAGAAUCUGGAGCCGUCCUAAAAUACCUGUCCCUUUCCCUUCUCCUGCUGGUGACUUCCCUGUUCUUGCUGGAGACUGGUUCAAGACAGAUUACCGUAGACUAAGAAGACUCCUUGAGAAUGGCCAUAAUCUUCCAUUCCCUGAUGGACUUCUCAUUAAUGGACGUGGCUGGAAUGGUUACACUUUCACAGUUGAUCAAGGUAAGACAUAUAGAUUCAGGAUAUCAAAUGUGGGGCUUACAACAUCCAUAAACUUCAGGAUACAGGGUCACACGAUGAAACUUGUAGAGGUAGAAGGGUCACAUACACUUCAAAAUGUAUACUCUUCUCUUGACGUCCAUCUUGGUCAAAGCUACUCUGUGCUGGUCACUGCUAAUCAGCCCCCUCAGGAUUACUAUGUCGUGGUCUCUACAAGAUUCACCAGAAGGGUACUUACAACAACAGCCGUUCUUCAUUACAGCAAUUCUUUUAAGGGGGUUUCUGGUCCUGUUCCUGUAGGACCUACCCUGGAUGUUGUUUCAUCUGUCAGGCAGGCCAGAUCCAUCCGAUGGAAUCUGACAGCAAGUGGACCAAGACCAAACCCUCAGGGCUCCUACCACUAUGGAAUGAUCAAGCCUUCUAGAACCAUUGUGCUUGCAAACUCUGCUCCUAUUAUCAAUGGGAAGCAGAGGUAUGCUGUUAAUAGUGUCUCAUUUCAACAACCAGAUACUCCAUUAAAGCUUGCUGAUUACUUCAAUAUCCCUGGAGUUUUCUAUGUCGGAAGCAUUCCUAGCUACCCCACUGGAGGAAAUGGCUACCUCCAAACAUCGGUCAUGGGUGCUAAUUUCAGAGAAUUUGUGGAGAUUGUGUUCCAAAAUUGGGAAAACACUCUUCAGUCAUGGCAUAUUGAUGGUUAUUCCUUCUGGGUUGUUGGGUUUGGUAGUGGCCAGUGGACAGCUGCAAGUAGAAAUAGCUACAAUCUGAGAGACACUGUUGCUAGAUGCACCACUCAGGUAUACCCAAGGUCAUGGACAGCGAUCUACAUGCCUCUGGACAACGUGGGAAUGUGGAACAUAAGGUCUGAGAACUGGGCGAGGCAGUACUUGGGGCAGCAAUUCUAUCUUAGGGUAUAUACACCUUCCAAGUCUUAUAGAGACGAAUAUCCAGUCCCAAAGAAUGCUCUUCUUUGUGGCAGGGCAAGGGGUCGUCACACAAGGCCUUUCUGACGAGGACAAGACAAGUCAAACAUCUGAUGUUGAGUUGAGAAUUUGAUUGCCUGUAUUCGAAGAGUUUACUUAAAUGUUGUCUUGUUAAUUUAUGUAAGUAGAAUCGUACAUUCUUGAUUGUCACGAGAGGGUGACAUAAUGUCAUUGAUUUGGAUUUGUUUAUGUUAACAUGCGGGAAAUUUAAAUUCUAGAGCUCAUCUUCAGCUCUGGAUUUUGAUCAAA